Messenger RNA from Branchiostoma belcheri (Belcher's lancelet), 2352 nucleotides. RefSeq names its product cytochrome P450 2U1-like. The record is from RefSeq and is a predicted model, not a curated record. NCBI's taxonomy places the organism in Eukaryota, Metazoa, Chordata, Leptocardii, Amphioxiformes, Branchiostomatidae. Gene Ontology annotation, cellular component: intracellular membrane-bounded organelle; cytoplasm. Gene Ontology annotation, molecular function: heme binding; iron ion binding; oxidoreductase activity, acting on paired donors, with incorporation or reduction of molecular oxygen, reduced flavin or flavoprotein as one donor, and incorporation of one atom of oxygen. The coding region runs from base 294 to 1880 and encodes 528 amino acids. The transcript is spliced from 5 exons. Gene Ontology annotation, biological process: xenobiotic metabolic process.
GAUUCAUUGUCUACAGAAAAUUUUGUUACUGGGAAUGGAAUGUACCCUGGGACAUGAAAAAAAAUAAUUUUCUGAGGCCAAGGACAGGGUGUGCAAAGUAAAAAGCGUCUUAACUGUAACAGUUAUGAGAAUUACAUUACAUGUAUAUGAGAACACCCCUUUUGUACCAUGGAAUAGCCUUAAGAGGUCACAGCAAGGUCACUGGAUUUUGCCCCUCACACCUGUGACCUCAAACGACUUUGUCAGCAGGUAAAAACAGGUUCAACCAGGAGAGCAGUCAGAAUACUGGCAUAAUGUCUACUUUGAAGCUCCUUGCCACAGUGAUUUGUGACUAUACUAACUUGAUUACAGUUUUCCUGGCUGUGUUUGUGUUUGUGUUGUUGUACAAGUUGUUCCAGAAGCCCCAAAACCUCCCCCCUGGACCACGCCCAUGGCCACUCAUAGGAAACCUGUUGACUCUGAGUCAGGUGAGCUGCAGUGUUUGUUUUGUGACACUUAAAAAAGCUUUUUCAAAGUUUGUUUUCAAGUUCUAUACUGCAAGGAUGAAGACUGGUAACAAUGUAAUUUGGACACUCAGACAAGACUCGGCACACUUACAGUAUGUGAAGUGGGCCCAGCAGUAUGGUGCUGUCUUCACUGUCUACUACGGUCCUUUUCCUACUGUUGUUAUCAAUGGCAUGGACAACAUCCAAGAGGCUCUGGUCAACAAGCCAGAAAUCUUUUCAGAUCGACCAAGAUUUACGGAUGGUCAUGGUAUUAUAUUUGCUCAUUAUGGUCCCGUCUGGAAGGAACAGCGGAAGUUCACCAUGUCAGGCCUGCGUGAUUUCGGCUUUGGAAGGCGAAGCUUGGAGGGCAAAAUCCUGAAAGAAGCAGAAGCCCUCAGUAGGGACAUUAUCAGGACUGAUGGUAGACCAUUCAACAUCAGCAGCAUGUUACAGAAGGCCGUGACCAAUGUCAUCUGCUCCAUCACAUUUGGGGCGAGGCACGAUUACCAAGACAACGACUUCCAGACUUUCCUGGAGACCAUUGACACCAGGUUAAGAGCCUCGAUCAUCAUCAAUAUAUUCUCACCUGUUCUCCGCCAUCUGCCUAUUCUUGGCAAAUCUGCACAAAAGGUUCAUGAGAGCAACGAAAGGAGCGUGCAAUUUGUAAAGAUGAAGGCUGACGAACAUCAGAGAGACUUUGAUUCAAACGACAUCCGAGACUUCGUGGACAUCUACGUGAAGGAAAUAAAGAGUGGACAAAAUGAGAACUUUACAAAUGCACAGCUGCAUAAAAUCAUUGAUGAUCUGAUAGCGGCUGGAACUGACACGACAUCCCAGAGUCUGUACUGGAUCCUCCUCUACAUGGUGAUCUACCCGGAUAUACAAGAACGAGCUCAGCAGGAAAUCUCCCGUGUGUUUGGAGACAGCGCUUCUCCCACCACAGCCAAACGCACUGAGCUGCCUUUCACAGAGGCGGUCAUUUCUGAAGUAAUGCGGAUCAACCCUGUGACGCCCCUUACAGUUCCUCACUGUACGUCAAGUGAUACCGCCAUUCAUGGGUACGACAUUCCCAGAGGCACCGCAGUACACAUGAACCUGUGGUCAGUCCUGAGGGACCCUAGUCUGUGGGAGGAACCAGACCAGUUCAAACCGGAACGUUUCCUGGACAACCAAGGACAGUACAUGAAGAAAGAUGCCUUCAUACCAUUCUCAAUUGGCCGUCGAUCCUGCCUUGGUGCUCAGCUGGCUAAGAUGGAACUGUUCCUGUUUACUGCAUAUCUGCUGCAGCACUUUACCUUCAAGCUGCCAGAGGGCGCACCUCCACCAUCGACUGUAGGGAAGCUUGGGCUAAGCAAUGGACCCAGGCCAUAUCAACUCUGUGCCAUUCCAAAGUAGGAUAGCUUGGCUGAAAGCCUUCAGCUUUACAAAGCUCCAGUUUGCAAUUGUAUUUUCAGAUUAUGUUGUUGAUAUUAGGUACUCUCAAGAGACAAUGAUUAUUGCACUUGAUAAGAAAAUUGCAGAUUAGGUCAAUACCUACCCAUGUUCUGGAUCAUGUUGUACAGUUAAACAAAAUAUUGACUAAAUGUGGGCCUGGUAAACAUCUUUAGGCAAUGUGUAAUCAAAACCUAAUAACUAACCAACCUGAUUAAGCUAUUCACAGAUAUUUUUACAUAUUAUCGUUACAUGAUGUCGAAAAGAGCAGGGGUCCUUCCUGGUGUGAGUGGUUCAAACUUUACAGUCUGGUCUCAGGUUUGACAUCUUUGAAGAGGUGAUACUCACCUAUUAUGUCAAUCCUUCAACAGCUGUAAAAAAUCUUCAUAAAUAAAUGCAGGCUAUUACCAAAUGCACAAGUCAUGCAUGAUUUAAC